AUGUCGAAAGCAAAGAUCUCACCUCAUCAGGAUACUGCACUACCAGAUGAAGCAAAGCGAUUCAUAAUUGAUCUCAGUAGGCAGGAAGAGAUAUUUGGUCCUCAUCAAUUCUUCUGUGCCCCUUCUGUCCCUCCCAACGCAGCUAUAGCUAUUUCAAGACCCAUUGUCGUCUCUGGACCCUCCGGCGCCGGCAAGUCGACAUUCUUGAGACGUCUUUUUGCUGAGUAUCCCAACAAGUUUGGCUUCAGCGUUUCUCAUACAACUCGUUCUCCACGCGCUGGCGAAACUGACCGUGUCGAGUACAACUUUGUGACCAGGGAGCAAUUCAUGGAUGGGGUUGCCCGUGGCGAAUUCAUCGAGCACGCCGAAUUCUCCGGUAACCUUUAUGGCACCACAAUUCAGGCCGUCAGGAAUGUCGGCGACCUUGGCAGAAUCUGCAUUUUGGACAUUGAUAUGCAGGGCGUCAAACUAGUCAAGGCUACGGACCUGAACCCAUACUACGUAUCGGUUCAGCCCCCUUCUAUUGAGGAGCUAGAAGCGCGUCUUCGUGGUCGCGGCACUGAGGGGGAGGCUGACAUUCAGGGUCGCCUUGCUGCGGCUCAGGCUGAGCUUGACUACGCCAAGGAAGAGGGUGCAUAUGACAAGACCAUCGUUAAUGACGACCUCGAGACCUCCUAUGCCAUGUUCAGGGCCUAUAUCAACAGCGGUAAGCAUGCCUUAAUAGCAUUGCGGGUAUAA
Molecule: messenger RNA, 738 nt
Organism: Gamsiella multidivaricata
Lineage: Eukaryota; Fungi; Mortierellomycota; Mortierellomycetes; Mortierellales; Mortierellaceae
Product: P-loop containing nucleoside triphosphate hydrolase protein
Exons: 4
Coding region: 1-738 (245 amino acids)
Biological process (GO): purine nucleotide metabolic process
Cellular component (GO): cytosol
Molecular function (GO): GMP kinase activity
Source: RefSeq, a predicted model, not a curated record